AUGGCAGCCCAGUCGAUGGCGAUGUUCUACCCGGCGAUCGACUUCGCAACGUGGUUAACACUUUUUGUGCUUCUACUUCUGGUCAUAUGGUUCCUCGGAACGACGAGGUUCGCACAGUUUUUGACACUACUGGGGCUUUUGAAGCUCAUGAUAAUGAUUGGCCUCAGUGUGUUCGCAAUCUCUCUGAUCAGUCGAAAGGGCCAACCACCGGAAUACAGCCCUUUCAGAAACUGGCAUCAUCCCGGAGCAUUCAAUGGAGGAGCGUUUGGAAUUGCGGCUACUCUAUUCUUCUCGGGUACGGUACGGAAUGGCCUGGACAUUCUCAGCCUAGGUGUUCGAGAGUCGAGUCCGUCGUCUACCAGAUAUCGGUCCGGAUGUCACCUGCUAGUCUGGAGUCUGGCUGCUCUCCGCUCUUUUAAUGCCGUGGUUGCUGGAGUGAGUGUGCCGUUCACUGAUUUACGGCUCAUAGACCUCACGUCGCUAAACCCCAUUAACUCUUCUCCUGUUGCUAUCGCCAUGAAGACCUAUGGAGGGCCUAGUUUCACCUUGAUAUUCCUGCAGAUUGGUAGUAUCAUGACACGGUUCACAGCCGCCUCGUCGGCGAUCUAUGGAUCCUCCAGGGCGGCUUCUGAGCUUGCUGAGCAGAAACAAGCACCUAAUGCUCUGCUUGUACGGAAUGACAGUGGUCGCGCAGUAUCAUGUUUUGUCAUUGCUGCUCUCCCGGCACUUUUGAGCUUCAUAGCGCUGUCGGAAUAUGGCAAGUCCGUUCUCGUCUAUGCCCCGGAAUCCAGUGGCACUCCAAUGGUUUUUGUCUCCUUGACUAUAUUCGUCGCACAUCUCAAAUUCUCGAAGGAACUUCGAAGGCGGAGACAAAACCCAGUGAAUAAUUUCCAUGGAGGCUUCAUAAGCGAAGCAAGUUCUUGGUUUGGAGCUUCCUUUUGCUGCGUCGUGGUCCUCUCCCAGCUAUGGACCGGGCUGGGGCCAACAGUGUACGGAGAUGUGCUCUCGGUCGAAAUGGAUGCCAGUACUCUCCGGUCCUAUCUUUACAUCCCGAUCACAGUAACAGUCUACCUUGGCUACAAGCUUUGCCGACAAACCCUUAGGCCCAUGGGGUAA
Molecule: messenger RNA, 1116 nt
Organism: Exophiala oligosperma
Lineage: Eukaryota; Fungi; Ascomycota; Eurotiomycetes; Chaetothyriales; Herpotrichiellaceae
Exons: 2
Coding region: 1-1116 (371 amino acids)
Biological process (GO): amino acid transmembrane transport
Cellular component (GO): membrane
Molecular function (GO): amino acid transmembrane transporter activity
Source: RefSeq, a predicted model, not a curated record